AUGCGUAAAAUAGACUUUGUUUUAAGUCCUUUAGAUCAAUUUGAAAUUAGAGAUUUAUUUUCAUUAAACGCCAAUUUAUUUGGAAAUAUUCAUUUAUCUUUAACAAAUAUAGGAUUAUACUUAUCAAUAGUACAUAGUAUAGUUAUAAAUCAACUUAACCCAACUAAAGGACAAAUAUACUUCCCUUUUAUCUAUGCAUUAUUUAUAUUUAUAUUAGUGAAUAAUUUAAUAGGAAUGGUUCCAUAUAGUUUUGCAUCUACUUCACAUUUUAUAUUAACAUUCUCUCUUAGUUUCACAAUAGUAUUAGGUGCAACAAUCUUAGGUUUCCAAAAACAUGGAUUAAAAUUCUUUUCAUUAUUUGUACCUUCAGGUUGUCCUUUAGUAUUAUUACCUUUAUUAGUUUUAAUUGAAUUUAUUUCAUAUUUAUCUAGAAAUGUUUCAUUGGGAUUAAGACUUGCAGCUAAUAUCUUAAGUGGUCACAUGCUUUUAAGUAUAUUAAGUGGAUUUACUUAUAACAUAAUGACUUCAGGUAUAGUAUUUUUCUUCUUAGGUUUAAUACCUUUAGCUUUUAUUAUUGCAUUCUCUGGAUUAGAAUUAGCUAUUGCAUUUAUCCAAGCUCAAGUUUUUGUUGUAUUAACUUGUUCUUACAUUAAAGAUGGAUUAGAUUUACAUUAA
This is a messenger RNA of Penicilliopsis zonata CBS 506.65, 675 nucleotides long. RefSeq lists its product as hypothetical. Gene Ontology annotation, molecular function: proton transmembrane transporter activity. The transcript has 2 exons. NCBI's taxonomy places the organism in Eukaryota, Fungi, Ascomycota, Eurotiomycetes, Eurotiales, Aspergillaceae. The record is from RefSeq and is a predicted model, not a curated record. Gene Ontology annotation, biological process: proton motive force-driven ATP synthesis. The coding region runs from base 1 to 675 and encodes 224 amino acids.